Suillus paluster is the source of this 504-nucleotide messenger RNA. RefSeq lists its product as uncharacterized. The transcript has 2 exons. NCBI's taxonomy places the organism in Eukaryota, Fungi, Basidiomycota, Agaricomycetes, Boletales, Suillaceae. The coding region runs from base 1 to 504 and encodes 167 amino acids. The record is from RefSeq and is a predicted model, not a curated record.
AUGGAGAACUUCCAACUUGCUCCAGGCUUCUUCCAUGUCCAGCUCAAUCUUAUUUGGGCGAUUCUCCAUAUCCAUCGUGGUUCAAUUGAAGAUACUGGAGGCAUGCAGUACUGCAUCUUGCUUCUUGGUAGGGUCAGACUGGGUGCUGAGCAUCCUGAUUACCACAUGCUUGUUUCCUUCACCACUCAAAUACUAGUAGGACAUAUACUGCUAUACUGGGAGACAGUCUCAAAAAGACGUCUUGCAGCUCUGGCCGAAGCCAAGCCAACAUUCGAGGAAAUGAGCAAAGACGGUGUCCUUCGAAACAUCAUCCUCCUCAACCAUGACCUCCUCAUCUUCUACGAGCUUGAUCUUGCAGUCUCAUCAGGUGAUUUCGGAUGUGUUGAAAUCUUUCUCGGUGCUCUAACGAUGAUAUUCGCUGGGGCUGGCUGCAAGAAUUAUACAGGUGAGUUGCUACACUUCAUCCAGAACCUCAAGAAGAACUGGACCUCCGACUUUGUGUGA